Messenger RNA from Myripristis murdjan (pinecone soldierfish), 1367 nucleotides. It is a transcript of the gene rbp5, whose product is annotated as retinol binding protein 1a, cellular. Lineage: Eukaryota; Metazoa; Chordata; Actinopteri; Holocentriformes; Holocentridae. The transcript has 4 exons. The coding region runs from base 516 to 932 and encodes 138 amino acids. The record is from RefSeq and is a predicted model, not a curated record. Gene Ontology annotation, molecular function: lipid binding.
CUGUUCCCCCCCGCCGGCCCGUCCCUCUCCGCAUGCGGCCACACAGAAAACCGUCUGUUCCCGGUGGGGAGCGAGUGAGCGAGGGGGGGCGUCAUUAAUUAAGACGGAAAGGAGCCGCUUUGGGAUGCAGAUUAUGGAAACAUUGCCAUGCAUCCCGUGGGAGUUCCCAGAGUGUUAGUUAAAUAGAUUUUGCGCUGUCAGGGUGGAUCAGAUUUUGCAGCACAGCGGAGCCUGCGAGGUUGAGCAACAAGCCCGCACAGCAGAGGCGGUCGCGGUGGAUGCAGCCAGAAUCGCGACGGUGUAAUUUUACGCGCACUUCCCGUCUGCAGUCCAAUCCCGGCAUUAUCCAAAAGUUACAUAAGUGAAAUUGAUAUCAAGCAGCGCCGUGUAUGAUCAGUGAGCAACAACAGGAACACUUUUGGCAAAACAAAGGCGGACAAAGGGGCCGCAGCGUGUAGGGUUUCGGUUCGUUUUAGAGGUUUUGUGGAGUUUACCCCCUAACCAAAGGUGAAAAAAUGUCCAAGCCUAAUUACUCCGGGACGUUUCAUAUGGUUUCUCAAGAAAAUAUGGACUCAUACCUGGCAGCGUUGGAUAUUAACUUUGCCCUGAGGAAAAUAGUGUGCAUGCUGAAGCCCACAAAAGAGAUCACCCACGACCCUGUGACCGGGGCGAUGAAGAUCCGCACACUCACAACCUUCAAGAACUUUAACAUGGACUUCACUAUUGGACAGGAGUUUACUGAAGACCUGGGGCCUGUUGAUGGCCGUACCUGCCAGACAACAAUCAGCUGGGAAGGGGACAAGCUGCUGUGUGUACAGCGAGGCGAGAAAGAGGGAAGAGGCUGGACGCACUGGCUGGAGAACAAUAUGCUACAUUUGGAGAUGAGAGUUCAAGGAGUGGUGGCCAAGCAGGUCUUCAAAAAGGCGGAUUGAAGUCAUUUUAAAGGGGUUCUACUCUGUAAACCAAACUCCUUAUUCAGAGAAAAUAGCAUGGGACUUGGAUUAAGGAAUGCCAUAAUUUUUAUUAUUAUUAUAGUCAAUGAUGUUUCACAACUUCACAUGAAGGAUAAGACUGAGGACCCAGGGAUUGAAUGUUUCUACACCAACUCCCAUUGUGUAUGUCAGUGAUGUACACUCAUGUGCUUAUCACUGUGAAAAGAAAAUGCUGUAUUUACACAUACUGUGCUCUAUGUGGUUGAUGGUACUAAAAGUGACAAGUUGAAAGAAUGUGGUACAGAGCAGAGCAACUUGUGCAAACAUUCCCUGUGUACUUCCUAAAAUCGUCACUAUGUCCUAAACAAAUCAUAUCUGUUGUGCUUCACUGCUGUAUCUUAAUACAUCUUCAAAAUGUUAGAUGCCAUGAAAUAA